GAAAGUCUUGACUCAUAAUAAACACUUUUUCAUUACCUUUGUUACAUGAACGAAAAUUCUCUCGGAAGCCGAGAGUCUUCGACGCGGUGGGGUUAAUUUUCGCAGAGUCAGUAUUUGCUUGCGCGCGGUUUCUCUCUCUCCCUCUCUCUCUCUCUCUCUCUCUUCGCUCACCGCGGCAUCUCUACGAGCGUUUAUGCGUACAUACAUAGGCGGGCGCGAAUCAAAAUCAAUAAGCCGAUUAUUGGCCCGCGCUGAGCGGAGAUUACGUCGCUUUGAAUUGACACCGCCGACGCGCGAGUGCGAUUCAAUCCCGCGGGCUUUCCGCGACAGGCGGACAUCCGUCCUACUUUCUUUUUCCACCGAGUCCCCGCGACACGCAAGAGCAAAAUGGCGCACGCUCAACGCUCUGACCUCGCUCCCGCGCGCCUCCUUCUCGCGCUCUCCCCCUCAUCCCCCCCGUCUCGUGCCACGCGAACGAACUCGACAUUCGUAUUCAGGCAGCUAUGAAAGACAACCGGCUCGUUUUCCACGUAAUUUCAUCGCCUUUCAUUAUAAUACGCAUUUACCACAUGCGGGAAAAAUUUAUCAAUAGCGGCGCGAAUAUAUCGCUGAUGUUAGCGUCAAGAACAGUCGUCGCGCGGCGCCACCGUACGAAGGGAGCUACAAUGACCAUAGACUAUAGAUUUAUAUAGAUAGCGCGCUCCUAUUGAAGACAAGACGGCAUAGGGUAAGAGGGGAUGAGAGAGACACGUGCUUUCCCUGCCCGAUUCUGCAGUUGAUGGGAUCAACAAGGAAAAACAUGAUUCUCUCUUAUUAAUACUAUCUUUUUGUUUCUAAUGAGAGACUAAUGAUAACGAAGAAAGAGAUAAAAACAUGGGAAAAAGUUUAGGAAUUAUUUAAAACUUAUAAGUUGCAAAAUAAUAUAAUAUGUAUGCAAGAGAGACAAAAUUAUCCCUUUAUAAUUAUAAAGAUAUAUAAAUACUCCUAUAUUUUAUAUGUCACUAUCGUGACAUUAAUUAGAAGUUUGACGGAAUAUUUAAAAACUGUAUAUUCAGAUAUAUUGUUGCUAUAUACAGUUGCUAGACAGUUUAAUUAUAUCGCUGCGUUAAAUUUCAUUAUGUAAAUAUGACGAACAAAUGAGCGCAGUGUUUGACAUAACGAAGCAAAUAUCAAAUAAUUUUUCCGAUUAGAUUGUAAUAAUAAACAUUUAUGGCUCACAAAAUUUUCAGUUUGGCGAUAUAAAGAUCCUCAAAUUUAUUCUUAUACGAAACGUUAUUUCGACAGAGGAGAUCUCAACAGGAAAUUUAAUAAACCCGGUAAAGAACACACAAAAUUUUCAAAAAAAUCAGGUUAGAGAUUUAAUAUGAUUAUAAAAUCGUAAGAAAUUUUCAAUCCUUCAAAUCAAAUUAUUACGCUUUAACUCGCGAUUAUUAAUUUGUAUUUUUAUUUUCUCUGAAAGAGAAGCUUGACAAGACUUGACAAAAUGGGUCAAACUAUGGGUAGAAUGCCUGAAACAUGGCAAGGUCUCCUGGAGGAAAAAAAUCGUGUUUUACACUGGAGUUCCGAAGUGUUGGCACGAGUACAAGAUAAUGUUACGAACGAAGAUACGUUCUUAAUGGACUAUGAUGACGAUAAGAUCGACGCGAAAAUCAAUACGUGGAUUAAAACUAAUCAAACACGAGUUGACGAAUCAUUCAAGAAGUUCGCGAAAGCACCGGAUGUACUCAAAAAUGAAGUCAAAACUGGAACCGAAAAACUAUUCGAAGAAAUACAAACGAAAAUGCGGAAGGAUUAUAGGAAUGCGUAUAAUGACAUAAAAAAAUUUAACAAGAAAGUGGACCAGUUGGGAGCAGACGAAAGAAAGAUUCACGCCGAUAUACAAAAGUUGGAGGAGGAGUGCGCAGAAGAUGUGCAAAAGUUUCAGAAGAAAUUCGGACCGUUGCGAGUAAAAGUUUUCGAUAACUUGAGAACAGGCGAAAAGAUGAUAUUCCAAGACAAAAGAUUAAAAACUGAUUUCACUAAAAAGGUGUACGACAUUGAUCACAAAUAUUCUGCUGAUUGCACGAAACGGAUCGACAAAAUGCUCAAAGAUUUCGAGAAAAGCGCGACAAAAACAUGAAACACAAUGAAAAUGAUGCGCAA
Molecule: messenger RNA, 2142 nt
Organism: Formica exsecta
Lineage: Eukaryota; Metazoa; Arthropoda; Insecta; Hymenoptera; Formicidae
Exons: 3
Coding region: 1484-2119 (211 amino acids)
Source: RefSeq, a predicted model, not a curated record